UCUCUGUUCCUCGAUUGUUUUCACCCGCAAAGAUUAACCGGCACCCGCAAACAUAACCUCCAGCGUCUGAUAAAUAGUCGCCUGAUAAGGCCUGUCGGAGGGGAUGCUCUCCCCAUCCCAGCAGGCAUGUUCGCCGUGAGACAGAAGAAAGCCCCCCAGUCCUCCCGACGGGGAUCGCUGCCGUUGUGUAAGCCAGUUCUCGGAGGAGCUGUCUGAACAGUGGGACGGAGAGGGAGCCAGAGACUCUUCUCCAGCUGCCAUCCUACUCCUGCUCCUCCCCCCUCCUCCUUCACCAGAACCACUUCUCUUUCUCAUCACAUCCAGAGGUAAAUAAGCCAGAUUCAACAAUAACAACCUCUAUUCAGACUAAUUGUUCAGCUACCUGGGAGUUUCCGGUUUGUCGGACCUGUUGGGAGCCGCUAACAGGAUCGACCAAGGCGAUAUUUCUGAUUUGUGAUGGGGUCUUUGCUUUGUACCCCUGCCUCCCUGGCGUCGGGUCGGGGUUACGCUUCCGAAGGCAAGUCCGAGGUCCACUUUGUGAGCUAGUGAUGCGUGGAUGAAGGCCAGAGGAAGUGUGCGGUGGAGAUCUAAACCCACACACGAGCUAUACGAGGAAAAGGAGCCGGAUAAACAUUUUGGAGAUGUGAGGAAUAGGAAGAGAUUGGUGAUAUUGAGCAGCCCGUGCAUUGACACAACCUUUUGACCUCAUCUUCAGCAUGAAUGGUGAUAUGCCUCAUGUUCCCAUCACUACUCUUGCUGGAAUUGCUAGCCUGACAGACUUGUUGAACCAGCUGCCCUUGCCUUCUCCUCUCCCUGCCACCACCGCUAAGAGCCUGCUCUACAAUGGAAGGAUCUCUGAAGAGGUCAGCAGCCUGCUGGUGUGUCGGGACGAAAAUCUGGUGACUCAACUGGCACAUAGCCUUAACCAAGUCUCCACUGAACACAUAGAGUUGAAGGACAACUUGGGGAAUGACGAACCCGAGGGUGACAUGCCAAUCCUUCUACAAACGUUGCUGUCCAGGAACCCCAAAAUCUUCAGGGACAAAAGUGUGAUGCAGCAGCCCAUGAUGCAACAGUAUAAGAUGUCCCAGAAUCAGGUGCAUGGGAGUCCAGGAUCAAACUAUCAGCAAACCACUGUCCCCCAAAGUCCCUCUGGAUGCUUUGCAUCACCACAGUCUGGAUCAGGUGCUCGGUUCUUGCCCCCGCAGAACAGCCCUAUACCCAGUCCCUAUACCCCUCAGAGUCCUGCAGACUACAUGCAGUACAAUCCACCCAGUUACUCUCAACACCAACAGACACAGCAAGUUCGAAAUAUCCAUGACGACAAGGUCUCUGCUCCGCUAUCAAGUACUGCAUCUAAUCAUAAUGUGAGACUAGGCUCAGAUGAAGACUACAUCAACAUGGCUCAAAGACUGGGAAAUGAGGAGAAUGACCCCUCCAUGAGGGCUGCCACGUUUCCAGUUAAAUCACCAGAGUCUGUGUGUUCCCCUGCUGGGAGUGAAGAGUCUGCAAAAAGGUCCAGGCCUCCCCUUAUCGUGCAGUCCCAUCCACCUGAUAUGCCACACGCUGCAGCACCUGACUUGCCCCUUACCUCUGCUGACCGCAAAAAAAAGCAGAAAGAAAAGUGUAAAGAAGAAAAUGAGCUGACUGACAAAAAUGCCUCAUAUGGCAUCGUUAAUUCUCCACCAAAAGAGUCCACCAGGCUGACUAUUAAACUGUCCCGAGUUAAGCUUUCAGAAAUGGAUCAAUCUGAAGAGCUUCCCCUGAGGCCACGUGUUGAUUCGGAGGAACAUGAAACUGAUUUGACAAAUAAUAAUAAUAAUCAGUUGUCAAGGACUGCCCAGGACCUGUCACACAAGUUCGGUGCCAAGGAGCAGGCAAACUGUAAACAGGUUCCUGCUCAGCCAAAUAGCAAGGAGUCCGGAGCCGUCAGUGGGGUUGUGUUUGAUGACGCUGAAAUAGACACGCUGGCAGAGAUCGAGAGAAUAGAACGCGAGUCGGCCAGUGAGAGGGAAAGAUGGUCGAAAGAAGUCCAGGAUAAAGAUAAGCCACUGAAGAAACGGAAGCAAGACACCUAUCCUCAGGAAUCUGGAGCCGAGUCAAGUGACGCGCCUACUUUGCAAGGCGGCAACACUGAUAGCAAGUUGAAACCCAAGAAGACGAAUGCUGCAAGUAACGGUGCCAGUCGACCUGCUUUGAUGGUCAGUAUUGAUCUGCAGCAAGCUGGCCGAAUGAAAGGACAGCCUGUCGUGGUCUUGGAAGCACAGACGUUCUGUGAGGACCACUUACGGCACCAAAAGACAAAGACUGAUGGAAAGGUGGAUAAAGUUGCUGAGAGCAGACCGGGGAUCAUCAAACAGCAUGCUGACAACCCCAGGAAGUCGUGCUCAGACGGGCAACCAGAAGGCCCCAAGCCGAAGCCAGAAAGUCAACGCGAAUCCAAACACAAGCCUGACAACAAAACUGUCAGUGGAAAGAGACACUCGGACGACAGGCGGCCAGACACCGUGCGACAGAAACAUGACAAGGUUUCAGACUUGCGCCACAAAGAGGAAAAGAACCACAACAUUCACAGAUCCCAUGUCAGCAACCCGGAGACUCCAAAAACCACGAUCAAGGGGGAGCGCAACUCCAGACACGGAGAAGGCAAAACUAAGGACAGAGAUAAAGAUAAAGUUGGAGACAGAGAUGAUAAGGAUAAGGACAAAGCAAAGGAUAAAGAUAGAGAUGAUAAGGACAAAGCAAAAGAUAAAGAUAGAGAUGAUAAGGAUAAGGACAAAGCAAAAGAUAAAGACGAUAGGGAUAAGGACAAAGCAAAGGAUAAAGAUAGAGAUGAUAGGGAUAAGGACAAAGCGAAGGAUAAAGCUGGAGAUAGGGUGAAGGACAAAGAUCGAGAUAAGGACAGAGAUAGAGACAAAGUUGGUGAUAGAGAUGAUAGGGAUAAGGACAAAGAGAAAGAGAAAGCUAGAGAUAGGGUUAAGGACAAAGACCGAGAUAAUGAUAGAGAAAGAGACAAAGUUGGAGACAAAGAUAGGGAUAAGAACAGAGAAAAAGUUAGAGAUAGGGAUAAGGACAGAGAUAGAGAUAAGGAUAAAGAUGGAGAAAAGAACAGAGCUCGGGAUAAGGACAGAGAUAGAGACCGAGAUCGGAAGCACAAGACGUCGAGGGAAAACUGCAACAAGCACUCUCCUGACAGGCCGACUAAACCCGACAGCCCGAGAGUGAAGCAAGACGAUGGUGGAAAAUCCACUGACCUUAAUGGUCGACAGAAGACCGAGAGUUCCAGCCUUCAAAAUGCACAACAUAAGAAAGACAGGAAAAGUGGGGAUGGCAGCAGUAGCUGCCAAGCUGGGAACAAACAGCCGUCUUCAGAGACAAAACGUUGCGAGUUCCCCACAUACCUGCUGGGUGGCAAGUCGGGAAGUCUAAAGAACUUUGUGAUUCCUAAAUUAAAACGGGAUGUGAAAGAUCUCCAACUUCCAAGCAAGCUGAUUGAGGGCUGGAGUGAACCCCUGGUCAGGCUGGAGAGAUUGUCCUUGAUUAAGAACCUAAAUCAAGGAGCUAAGCCGGUUGUUGUGCUCAACAAACUCAAUAUUGAUGAGGUAAAAAGGAUCAUCAAGGAAAGCAGGAACACACACGGCUCCAGACCCAGAUCCGUUGACAAAUCAGGGAGAGAGAACAAGCGUAAGCACAGUAUGAUCAGUAAGAAAUCCAAGUACACUGAGCUGGAUGAAGACGAGGACGAGGAGGACGAUGAUGAUGAUGUUCACUCUGACAUUGAGUCUCCGAAGAAAAAGUCCAAGAAAGACCACGACAAGUCCUGGAAGCAUGAAGAGAAGAGGGGAUCUGGACAGCACCGCAGCAGAGGUUCUGCUCGGGGGUCCAGAAGCUGCCACCGGAGUCCAAACAGUUCAGACGAAGACUCUCCGUCCCCAAGCUUGCGUGAUGUUGCCAGAAAAAUGAAGAAAAAGGAGAAACAAAAAAACAAGAAAGCGUAUGAAUCCAAGCUGACACCAGAGGAAAAGAUGGACUCCUCCACAUUUAAGAGAUUCACGGCUAACAUGGACAGCAUUAUCGAGAGCCUCGAUGACGUGGACCUCACUGCCGCAGAUGAGGACGAGAUACCCGAGGAGCUGUUGCUUGGAAAGCACCAGUUGAGCGAGCUAGGCAACGAUUCUGCUAAGAUGAAAGCUAUGUGCAUCUUUAACAAGUGUUCAACUAAGAAACUGGUGAAAAUUUUGAAUAUCCUGGAGAAGAACAUUCAGGACAGCGUCAAACUUUCCACACUAAUGAAUCAUGAAAAUGAUUCCAUGGAUGAGGAGCGGUUGUGGCGUGACCUUAUCAUGGAGCGGGUUGCUAAGUCUGCUGAUGCCUGUUUGACUGCUCUCCACAUCAUGACGUCUCCACACAUGCCCAAGGCAGUUUACAUAGAAGAUGUAAUCGAGAGGGUGUUGCAGUACACCAAGUUCCAUCUGCAGAAUUCUCUGUACCCUCAGUAUGACCCAGUCUACAGAAAAGGUGGCAUGCAUACUUCAAAGUCCAAGCGAGCAAAGAUUUCUACUCAUAAACAGAAGGUGGUCGUCAUCCUCUACGACAAAGUGUGUGAUAUUCUCAGCAAUAUGUCGGAGCUUCUGGAGAUCCAGCUGCUAACUGACACCACUAUUCUCCAGGUGUCAACCCUGGGCAUCACACCCUUUUUUGUGGAGAAUGUCAGUGAACUGCAGUUAUGUGCCAUCACACUUGUGACAGCAGUGUUUUCUCGUUACGAGAAGCACAGGCAGCUCAUUCUAGAAGAGAUCUUCACCUCUUUAGCUAGACUGCCGACUAGUAAACGCAGCCUCAGGAACUUUAGACUAAACAAUGAUUCGGAUAAAGAGCCCUUGUAUAUCCAGAUGGUCUCAGCACUGGUUCUUCAGCUCAUCCAGUGUGUGGUCCGGCUUCCCUCAGAGAGGGAUGCAGAAGGUGAACAUAAGAAGGUUGAUAAAGAUGUCUUCAUCACAAACUCCUAUGAAACUGCCAUGAGGACAGCUCAGAACUUCCUAACUGUGUUUCUUAAGAAGUGUGGUAGUAAGCAGGGAGAGGAUGACUACAGGCCUCUGUUUGAGAACUUUGUUCAUGACCUGCUGUCUACAGUGAACCGGCCUGAGUGGCCUGCAUCUGAACUGCUGCUCAGUUUACUGGGCCGGCUGUUGGUUCACCAAUUCAGUAACAAGCAGACAGAAAUGGCGCUGAGGGUGGCGUCGCUGGAUUACCUCGGCACGGUCGCUUCUAGACUGCGUAAAGAUGCUGUCAGUAGCAGGAUGGACCAAAAGGCUAUCGACCGCAUCCUUAAAGAGUCUCAAGGCAGUGACGAGGUCCCGAAACUCCAGAAGGCCCUGCUGGACUUCCUAAAGGAGAACAUUGAGACAGAACCUUCUCUGGUGUUUGCCAGGAAGUUCUAUAUUGCUCAGUGGUUCAGGGACACUACAACUGAGGCAGAGAAAGCGGUGAAGUCUCAAAAUGACGAUGAGGACUUCAAAGAAGUUGACUCAACUGAGGAGAUUAUACAGAAGGCCGAGACACGAAAGAAGUUCCUCCGCAAGAUCAUGAAGAUUUCAACAUCAGAUUUGAAUUCUUUGAGUGUAAAUGCUGACACAAUAGACUAUGAGGACUCAUGCCUGAUUGUCAGACAUCUGGCCUCCAUGAGGCCGUUUGCACAGAGCUUUGAUAUUUACUUAUCGCAGAUUCUGAGAGUGCUGGGCGAGAGUGCCAUAGCAGUCAGAACUAAAGCCAUGAAGUGUCUGUCUGAAGUAGUAGCUGUCGAUCCAAGUAUUCUUGCAAGGUUGGAUAUGCAGCGUGGGGUUCACUGUCGCCUCAUGGACAACUCCACCAGUGUGCGAGAGGCAGCCGUGGAGCUCCUCGGCCGCUUUGUGCUAAGUCGACCGCAGCUCAUUGAGCAGUACUAUGACAUGCUCAUUGAAAGGAUAUUGGACACUGGUAUAAGUGUAAGGAAGAGGGUCAUAAAGAUCCUGAGGGAUAUUUGCCUGGAGAUGCCGGACUUCCAUAAGAUCACCGAGAUGUGUGUCAGGAUGAUCCGAAGGGUCAACGAUGAAGAGGGGAUCAAGAAACUGGUGAAUGAGACAUUCCAAAAGAUCUGGUUCACUCCCACACCCGGUCAUGACAAAAAUGCCAUGACCCGGAAGAUCUUGAACAUCACAGAUGUGGUGUUGGCGUGUAAAGAUUCAGGCUAUGAUUGGUUUGAGCAGCUUCUCCAAAAUCUCCUGAAGUCAGAAGAGCAAGCUUCAUACAAACCUGCCAAGAAGGCCUGUGUUCAGUUGGUGGACAAUCUCGUGGAGCACAUACUGAAUUCCGAGGAGUCUAUUGCAGACUGUGAGGACAAAGGGGUCAACCCAGGUCGUCUGGUAGCAUGCAUCACCACUCUUUACCUGUUCAGCAAGAUCAGAGCGCAGUUAAUGGUGAAACAUGCCAUGACUAUGCAGCCCUACUUAACCACCAAGUGCAACACUCAGAAUGACUUCAUGGUGAUAUGUAACGUGGCAAAGAUCUUGGAGCUGGUGGUGCCUCUGAUGGAGCUCCCAAGUGAGACUUUCCUCACUACCUUAGAAGAAGACCUGAUGAAGCUCAUCAUCAAAUACGGCAUGACGGUCGUCCAGCACUGUGUCAGCUGUCUCGGUGCAGUCGUCAACAAGGUCACACACAACUACAAGUUUGUCUGGACUUGUUUCAAUCGCUACUACGGAGCUCUGGCAAAACUGAAGACACAGCACCAGGAGGACCCCAACAGCUCCACUCUGGCUGCUAACAAAACUACUCUACUGCGCUCACUGUUCACUGUGGGGGCGCUCUGUCGACACUUUGAUUUUGACCAAGAGGAGUUCAAGGGUACUAGCAAGAUUGUCAUCAAGGAAAAAGUGCUGGAGCUUCUGUUGUACUUCACCACUCAUGAAGACGAAGAGGUCCAGAUCAAGGCCAUCACGGGUCUUGGCUUCCAGUUCAUCAUGCAUCCAGAGCUCAUGUUUGUGCAGGAUGUGAAGGUUAUGUACAACAAUACCAUGUCGGAUGAAAACAGUAUGGUCGCUCUGAAGAUCCAGGUGCUAAAAAACCUGCAGACAUACCUGCAAGACGAGGACUCUCGAAUGCAGGAGGCCGAUCGCGGAUGGAAGAACCAAUCCAAGCGGGAAGAUCUGAAAGAAAUGGGGGACAUCUCAUCAGGCAUGAGCAGCUCCAUCAUGCAGAUUUACCUGAAGCAGGUGCUGGAGUGCUUCUUCCACUCACAGUCCACUGUACGGCACUUUGGCCUGAGUGUCAUCAUCCUGACUCUCAGCCAGGGCCUCAUCCACCCUGUUCAGUGCGUGCCCUACUUGAUUGCCAUGGGAACCGACCCUGAGCCAACCAUGAAGAACAAAUCCGAUCAACAAUUGGUGGACAUCGAUAAGAAAUAUAUAGGCUUCAUUCAUAUGAAGGCCGUAGCAGGGUUGAAGAUGUCUUAUCAGGUGCAACAGGCAAUAAAUGGAUCCAAAGGCGCACUGAUUCGAGGUUUUCGCCACGAUGACUCGGACGUUUCUCUCUGCGCUCACCUCUACACUCUGGUCCGAGGAAACCGGCAAUACAGACGGGCUUUCCUCAUUUCCUUGCUCAACUUGUUUGAUGACAGCUCCAAAACAGAAGUGAACAGGCUGUUGUUCAUCGCUGACAACUUGGCCUACUUCCCCUACCAGACCCAGGAGGAGCCUCUUUUUAUCAUGCACCAUGUCGAUAUUACUCUGUCUGUCUCUGGCAGCAACCUGCUCCAGUCUUUCAAGGAGUCUUUACAGAAAGGACCCAUCCAGAAGGAAAAGAAGACGGCGACAAAGACAAAGAAGAAGAAGAAAAAGCAUCAGAGAAGAAAACACAGCUCUGAUGAUGACGACGACGACAACGAUGAUGAUGAAGAGGACGAUGAGCAGAGCAGUAGCACAUCCAGCAGCAGCGAUGAGGAGGAUGAGGUGGUUCAGAGUCAAAAGAAACCCGUGCUCUCAGAUUCUGAAGCUGAAAUGGAGGAUGAGGAUGCAGUGAUGGACCGUCUGCCUGAAAACCACGGCCCUCUGCUGGACUUUGCCAGUGCGUCACAGGGCAUUCUGCUGCUACUGGUGCUAAAACAACAUCUGAAGAACCUGUAUGGCUUCUCAGACAGCAAAAUCCAGAAAUAUUCCCCAACGGAGGCGCCCAAAGUAUACGACAAGACCGUGAACAAGAAAUCUAAGGUGCACUUCAACCCUCGUCAGACACUGGAUUACCUGAAGCGGGACCUUGCCAACACAGAUCUGAGCAACGAGAUCAAGAGGAGAAUUGUGAAACAAUAUUUGGAUUUUAAGGUACUGAUGGAGCACUUGGAUCGUGAUGAAGAGGACGAUGAGGGUGAAGCAAGUGCCAAUGCCAGAAACAAAGCCAUUACUGCACUCUUGAAGGUCCCAAAAUCUUCGAACCAGAACCACAGCAAAGUUGAGGCUGUUCCAGUGGAGACAGAGGAGGAGGAGAGUGAGGAUGAAGAUCCCCCUGUGCCACAGCGGAAACCAAGGAAAGGCGGGGAGUCCGCAGAGGACACAGGCAACCUGAAUGAGAGACUGAAGGCCAUGGACAUCAUUGCCAUCUGGUGUCCCAAAUACAAAGACAGACCACAGAUUGCCAGAGUCAUCCAGAGGAUCAAAACUGGCUACAGUAUACACUGGAUGACUGGAUCUUACUCUGCGCCCUGGGUCGAGGUAAAGAAGCGGGAAGGUCGCAAAAAGGUUCCCUGGGUUGACACCAUCAAGGAGUCAGACAUCAUUUACAAGAAAAUACCUUUUACAAGUGGACAAAAGCUAUCGAACAAACUGGCACAGACUUUACGAGCGCUAUACGCUGCCAAGGACGGGGAGUAAGAGUUAAUCAACUGAAAUAACUCGGACAGAAACCCCUCAGAACCCACAUCGAUGUGGAUCCAAUAUGUUUCAGAGAGAAAAUGAAACCUUUAGAUUUACGGACCAGAUGGAGGGAAAGUAUUGUGAACGAUGAUCUGCUUGAAUACAGACAUGUUUAAGUUUAACACACGAAAAACACAAGAAGGAAAUGUUUUGGAAAACAUUGUGUGGGAGUUCCUUCGCUGUUGUGCAGCAACUUUGUUGUUUGAUUUUUACUCCCACUGUAUCAUAGUUUAACUAAACACAUGUUUAUAUCUGAACAUAAUUCUGUAAAAAAAAAUAAACUGAAUGUUGGAAGUUAGUGUAUUGAUGAUGUUCUUAAUAAAGUGUUUUUGGAGUUUAAACUAGCAUCGGAUGGAUUUAUUCACUUGAUCUGAGCUCCAUCAACUUUUACAUUUCUUUUUUCGUUUCUUUUUUUGAACAUUUUGUUGUUUACCCACGCUGUGUAAUGGAGUAUCUUUGAUAUAAUUUAUUUAUGUUAAGAGCAGUGCAGUAUCUGUACCUAUAUGCAGGGGAAGUUAUAUUGUUUUUAAUAUAGAUUUUGAUGUUAUAGAACACAGAGCAAGAAAAAAGUGAACCGCCCCUCCUUCCCCUCCCCCCGCUCUUCUUGUGGAACAAAUACUGCAAUAAAUUUUUCUUAUGUCUUUGUUACUUGUUUGCACUUUUUUUCCCACAUCAGAAUAUUUAUUGGAUCAUUUUUUAAGUAAUCAAGUUCAUCUUUUUUCCUGCACUGUGAUUCCACACCCUGUGUCAUUGAGAUCAGGGUGAAGAAAUAAUACAAGAGCUUCUUAAGUGGUUUCAUCAGCCUCACUCUGAAACAUAAACACAACAUAUCAUCUUGCCAUUGUGGUUCUCACUGUGGGGAUGUGCAGCAGCUAGCAAGUAACUUUAUGGAAGCUCUUGAAUUUUAGCCCUUACGCUGAUAUACUGUGCACAAUCUCAAGUAACAUGAAUAUGCCUUUACUACUACUCUGACCCUGUGUUUCUUUUUGUCAUUACUAGUCGUCGAUCGUAUGUCACAUGCUUUUUUUUUAAUCUACAGAAAUACUAAAUGUUGUUAAAAGUGGGAACGGGAUCGGAAAACAUGCACUGUAAUAUUUCUAAAUGUGAUACAUAAACGUCUGGUUCAGGGAA
Molecule: messenger RNA, 10073 nt
Organism: Pseudoliparis swirei
Lineage: Eukaryota; Metazoa; Chordata; Actinopteri; Perciformes; Liparidae
Product: nipped-B-like protein B
Exons: 47
Coding region: 717-8900 (2727 amino acids)
Biological process (GO): heart morphogenesis; digestive tract development; regulation of gene expression
Cellular component (GO): Scc2-Scc4 cohesin loading complex
Molecular function (GO): chromatin binding
Source: RefSeq, a predicted model, not a curated record